This is a messenger RNA of Xenia sp. Carnegie-2017, 1609 nucleotides long. Its product is annotated as queuine tRNA-ribosyltransferase accessory subunit 2-like. Bases 17 to 1327 code for a protein of 436 amino acids. NCBI's taxonomy places the organism in Eukaryota, Metazoa, Cnidaria, Anthozoa, Malacalcyonacea, Xeniidae. The record is from RefSeq and is a predicted model, not a curated record. The transcript is spliced from 8 exons. Gene Ontology annotation, molecular function: tRNA-guanosine(34) queuine transglycosylase activity.
GCAAGUGAGCUGUAAAAUGGAGUUUCAUGUGAAGAAGAAGGCUUAUUUUGGUGGACGCUGUGGAACAAUUCGCUUUAGCAAUUGGGAGAAACGCGAAAUAAAUACUCCAGCAUGUAUGUUAUACAUGCGAGGUGGAGCAGCACCUCACCUUACCAAUGAGAUCAUUAACGAUCUUUUUCACAAUGACUUUAUUGGAGUUCAUAUUACCUUGCCAACCAUGUUUCAAUAUCCAGGACCCGAAGUCCUUAAAUCUUUCCAAGAAGGCAUUGCCAAAUUUCUUGCUUUGCAGAAACAAUAUUUUGUAUAUUUAUCAGUACAAGAUCCAGCUCAAGAGAUCAAACACACGUACAACGAGGAGAAAAAUAUUUCUGUGUGGAACAGUGGGGGAAGGAGGAAGAUAGACAUUGAAGAGUAUCUACAAAUUUUACAAUCUUUUAAACCAGAUCUUGCUCAAUGCUUAUGUGACACUGUACCAAGUAAUCAGACAAAUAAAAGGAAUAUGAAGUCUGUAGAUAGAACACUUAAAUUCUUAGAUGCAAUGCAGGAUUGCAUGAAAAACAAUGAUAUUUUAAAGAACAUAGAAAUACUGGGAUCAAUAGAAGGUGGUGAUAGCAAAACUGAAAGAUCAAGAUCAUGUGGUGAAACUUCCAAGAGACUGGUGUCAGGUUAUGUAGUGGAAGGAAUCAAUCCAGCAGAUACUCCACACUGGGAUGCUUUGUUAAAGGAUGUUACAGAACUACUUGAAAAAAACAAACCUCGCUUUCUACAUGGUCCAUUAAGUCUUGGUAAAGUUGGUAUCAUUAAGAACCAUGUAUAUCUAGGAAUUGAUUGCUAUCAGCAAAUAAUCAAAUGCUUUAAUCUUUUAGAGGAUGUUUUCACUGCUUUCGAAUCUGGUAUUGAUGUGUUUGAUAGCAGCUAUCCAUACCUGGUUUCACAAAGAGGUUGUUCUUUGAACUAUCAAAAUGAACGAAAGCGAUGCAAACCAGAAUCGAACCACAUAGUUCAAACAAAGUCCGAGCCAGUUACUCUGAACAAGAAAGCGCUCCAGGAUUCUUUGAAUGAUAACAUUAAUUUCUAUGAACUCAAUAUUGCUAACAAAAGGUAUAAGGAAGAUUUUUCACCACUUGUUGUUAGUUGUCCUUGUUAUUCUUGCUCUAAUCAUUCUCGAGCAUACAUAUAUCACUUGUUAGAAACAAAAGAAAUGCUUGCACAAGUAUUGCUUAUGAUACACAAUUUACACCAAUAUUUUAGUUUUUUCAAGAACCUUCGUGUAGCUGUAUGCACUGACACAUAUGAAAUCUUCAAGCAAGAUAUGUUGAAAUCAUGACCAAUAAACUAUUUAGAGAUGCCAAGUUAAAAAUAUCUUUAAUAAAUUUUGUCUUUUUAAAUAUUUGCAAAGUGCUAUGGUAAAAUUUAAAAGACAAAACAGUAUUGAUGGAAAAUUCAAAAGCUAGAUGAAAACAAGCAUUUAAUUUAAAAAAUCGCAUCCAGUAUAGCAGACAUUGUACAGUGCAAAUGAUGAAAAUAUUUUAAACCAUGAAAAAAGCUUAAAUAUUUUCUUAUUCUGUGUAAGCUUUACUGAAAUAAACAUUCAUUUUUUUAAAGAAAA